AUGAACCAAAAUAAAAUAGUACUCAUUUACAAGCUCAUAAAGAGUAGUAUCAAUGUGUCACGUCUGGUGAUCCUUCAUGAAGAAGCUGAAGAUGGCAACGCUAUGCCGGACCUGGCGCGGCCGGUACAGGCCGUGUCGCUAGCAGUAAACAAUCUAGUUAAGGUCGGGCAUGAGACGAUAGAGUCGUCUGAUGAUGUCGUGCUUCGAGCAGACAUGCCUGGAGCGUUGCGGAGAGUGGAGGGCGCGGCCACGCUGCUCCAGCAGGCGUCUGAUAUGUUGCGAGCUGAUCCCUAUUCUGGACCUGCUAGAAAGAAACUCAUAGAAGGUUCCCGUGGAAUCCUUCAAGGAACAUCGGCACUCCUUCUGUGUUUUGAUGAAUCCGAAGUACGAAAAAUUGUAAAGGAAUGCAAAAAGGUAUUGGAUUAUUUGGGUGUGGCAGAAGUUAUAGACACGAUGGAAGAUCUGGUCCAGUUUCUGAGGGACAUUUCUCCAGCUUUGUCCAAAGCUGCCAGAGAGGUGGCGUCCAGAGCCUCUGAACUGACGCACCCACCUCACGCGGAGACACUCACGCGAUGCUUGGAGAGCGUCAAGCGACUCGCACCCGUGCUUAUUUGCUCUAUGAAAAUAUAUAUACACAUAUUGUCUGAAGGAGGCAAAGGCAUUGAAGAUGCGGCCGAAAAUAGAAAUUACUUGGCGCAGCGCAUGGCGGAUGAAAUACAUGAGAUUAUACGAGUGCUCCAGCUAACAUCGUACGUGGAGGACGGCGGGGAGAAGGAUAACAUCGCGGUGCUGAAGGCGCUGCAGAGCGUCAUACACAGCAAGGCGCCCGCCGCGCACGACUUCCUCAAUGAGCCCACGGCGCUGCGAAACAGCGCGGGCGAGCGCGCGCUGCGCUCUGUACUCACAUCCGCGCAGCGCGCCGCCGAGCACGUGCGCCCCGCGCGCGCCGCCGUGCUGCGACGCACCGUGCGAUCUGGCGGCAACAACGCGGAUCAGUUGUGCGACGAACGGCAGUACGGACGCGGCUUGGAGUCGAAGGCACUGAGUCUCGCUUCUGAGUUGAGGAAUCAAGUUAACGAAGUGGACGACGUCGUCAAUGAAGGCGUGCGUGAGGCGGAGAAGCAGGGGGGCAAGACUAUAGCGGCUAGGCUAGAAACAGCCCACAAGUGGUUGCUGCACCCGGCGGCGGACCCCGCGACCCGCGCCGACGGACAGAAGGCUAUUAACAGCAUCGUGUCGCAGGGACACUUGAUCGCAGACAACCUGGUGGGCCGCGAGAAGGCGGAGGUGAUGCAGCUGUGCGCGGAGGUGCAGCGCCUGUCCGACCAGCUCGCCGAGCUGUGCGCCGGCGGCCGCGGGGAUACGGAACAUGCCAGGGCUAUCACUAGAGAGCUGACGGACAAGCUGCACGCGCUGCGACGCGGCAUGGAGCGCGCCGUCGUCAACCGCGUCGUGGAGGACUUCAUCGACGUGGCCGCGCCGCUGCGGCACUUCACCGACGCCGUCAACGCGCCCGAGGGUACGCCGGGGCGCGAGGCGACGCUGCAGACGCGCGCGAGCGCGCUGGCCGCGUUCAGCGCGCGCGCCGCCGCCGCCGCCGGCUCCGUGGCCGCCGGCCUCGGACACCACAAGCGCCUCGCCGACCAGCUGCUGCACAACGCGCAGGAGGUAGAAAAGCUGUCUCCGCAACUGAUCUGCGCCGGCAAGAUCCGUCUGCACUAUCCCGAUAGCAAAGUGGCAGAAGAGCAUUUCAACAACCUGAAGAACCAGUACUCGGACGCCAUCCUCCGCUGCCGCGACCUGUGCGACCAGGCCGUGGACCCGCUGGACUUCGUGCGCACCGCCGGUGAAUUAAUGCAAAAACACACUUACUUGUGUGAAGAUGCUAUUAGGAAUAACGAUUCUCAAAAAAUGGUCGACAAUACUUCUGCUAUCGCUAGAUUGGCGAACCGCGUGCUGCUAGUGGGUGGCGCGGAGCGCGACAACACGGAGGACGGGGAGUUCGCGGCGGCGCUGGCGGAGGCGCACGCGCGCCUGCAGGCCGCCAUCGCGCCCGCCGUGCGCGCCGCCAAGCGCGUGGCGCUGGCCGACGCCACCGCGCCGCCCGUCUGGCGGAAGGCCAAUGCUGAGAUAAUCCAAGCAGCGGCGAACGUGGAGGAAACCCUGUCCCGCCAGCACGCGCCGCCGCCGCCCGCGCUGCCGGAGGCGCUGCAGGCGCUGCGCGUGUCGCCGCCGGCCGCCCCGCAGGCGCCGCCGCGCCCGCCGCCGCCCGCGCAGGCCGCGCCGCCGCGCCCGCCGCCGCCGGACACGGACGACGAGGGAGAGGAUAUAUUUAGAAGGCAGCCACAUCCCAGUCAACCUAUUCUGGUGGCCGCCCACAACCUGCACAAGGCGGUGCGCGAGUGGUCGUCCAAGGACAACGAGAUCAUCGCGGCCGCCAAGCGCAUGGCCAUCCUCAUGGCACGCCUCUCCGACCUCGUGCGCUCCGACUCGAAGGGCAGUAAACGUGAGCUGAUCGCUACAGCCAAGGCCAUCGCUGAAGCAUCAGAGGAAGUGACUCGCCUCGCCAAGAAACUUGCCUUGGAAUGCACCGACAAGAGAAUCCGUACUAACUUGCUGCAAGUAUGCGAGAGAAUUCCCACAAUCGGUACUCAGCUCAAAAUUCUGUCCACCGUCAAAGCGACGAUGUUGGGUGCACAAGUGGGUAUGCCGGAUUACAAAGGUAGUGAAGAAGAUCAAGAGGCUACCGAGAUGUUGGUGGGCAACGCACAAAACUUGAUGCAGAGUGUGAAAGAAACAGUAAAAGCUGCAGAAGGAGCCUCGAUCAAGAUACGGACAGAGCAAGGAGCGUACCGCCUUCGCUGGGUGCGUCGGUCUCCCUGGUACCAAAUU
Molecule: messenger RNA, 2892 nt
Organism: Brenthis ino (lesser marbled fritillary)
Lineage: Eukaryota; Metazoa; Arthropoda; Insecta; Lepidoptera; Nymphalidae
Source: the annotation of a GenBank genome assembly